Molecule: messenger RNA, 1082 nt
Organism: Orbicella faveolata
Lineage: Eukaryota; Metazoa; Cnidaria; Anthozoa; Scleractinia; Merulinidae
Source: RefSeq, a predicted model, not a curated record
AUCUGAACAGCAGGCUUGAGCUUCCCACAAAACAAGAUUUAAACGAGAGUAGCAGUCUGUGUUAUUGACCAAACGUAUGAUGAGGAUGUCUGUAUAUUGGUCGAGUUCUUUUCUUGCGUGUAUAUGGACCAAGACCAAGUCGAAGUCUAUAAACAAACGAAGAACAAGGCCAAUAUCAAGCCAUCUUGACCGAACAAGCUUACCCAGUGAUGAAUAUAUAGUUCAAAGGGCACAAAUUUCUUGCGGGACACCGCGGGCAAUCCCGAGUGAGCAGGAUAGCCCCGUCUUACCAGCCCGGUAAGCCAAUCCAAAAAAAAAGGAUGCUGCUUAGUUCCUCGUUCUCGCUUGCGGAGCUAGCCAUAUAAUAACGAGAAUUAUCAAUAUCACAGAUCCAAACGUACGCGAACAGAUAAAGGAUUUUGGGGCAAAAUGUACAGUUUACGUCAGACAGACUUGGUUUCAAGCCACCGAUUCCUGUCCACCCCUCCCGCUUACAAAACAGACUUAAAGUCAGCGGUAAUUUAUAAAGUUACAGAAGGACGUCCCUUAAUUCAACCAAGGCACGAUAUUUUACCGUUGAAAUGGAUAUCCAGAUGGAAUUAACUUUUGAAGUGUUGGUCUAUGAGGAACAAGGAUUAAGCAUCAUUCAAUGUUCCACGAAUAUUCUAUUUUUCAGCCGCGCAAAUGGUUUACACGUUCAAGGCUGGAUAGGAGCAUAUUUGUUUCAACUAUGCUACCAAAUACGUCUGGAAAGGGGGCAACUUGUUGUCUCGGUCAUAAGAUGUUUGGCAGAGUUUGUUUUCUGCGCUUAUAGCAGAGGCAAUCUAGGUCAGGGAAUCCAGAGACGAGACGAUUCCAGGGAAUCCAGAGACGAUGAUCAAGAAAAUCAGGGCCAAGGAUGGCUUGGAAUGCCAUGGAUACCAGAUGAACUCUGAAGACCAAUCUAUUCUAUAUUUCUAUUAAUGAGAACUAUUUAUCAUAAAUUAGAAUAUAAUUUAUUGCAACGAUGUAUCAAGUGUUAAUGAUAGACGGCCGAAAUUAGCUUCAUGAUGAAAGUUAUUAAACAAAAUUCAUGGAACCAG